CUGUUUAAGUAUUGUCUUUGUUUUUUUCUCCCGUGUAAGUAUUUAAGUGCGCGAUAGCUUCUAUUUCUCCUUCUGUCGAACAACAAUCACUUCUCUGUGUUAAUCAGUCCCUGUACUUGUCCGCUCUUGCUGCUGCAAUCGACUGCAAAGACCGCGAGGAAAAAGGAGAAGAAUUUCAGUUCCUUCUUCACUCUCUCUUUUUGUGUGUCCAAAUGGGUGAACCAAACCAAGGAAAGACUUCGCAAGCCAACCUUUCCAAGCAAACCGAUGGAAAACCAAGAAGUCUCAUGCUGACAUUCUCGUCUAAGAAUCCCAAGCACACCGAAUUACCCAAUGCUAAACCAAAACUAGACCUCAGUCUCGGACUCUCUUUGGGUGGAGUUCACCUUGAACACUUCAAAGAAAAGCCUGUAAUCCGGUCAUCCUCGAACGCUGGAAUGAUAACCGAGAAGGUAAACACCGGUGAACCCAACUCGGCCAUGCAGGGCAUCUUUUUUUCUUUUCAGAGAUCUUGCUCGCUGCCGGUGGAGAAUAAGCAAAGGGAGAUUAUGAUCAAGGACUUGCCGGCAAAGAAGAGAAUAGAGGCCCAGAGGAGUCUGGUGGAGAAGCAGAGGAAAGGCGGCAUGGCAGCCAUUGAGAAAGAAAAUCCUUCAGCUGAGAAGGCGGUGCCUCCGUCGCCGACGUAUGACGUGGCUGCUUGGGCAGUGGCUUCUGCGGCGAGGAGCCCUGCACUUUGCCGUGCCAUUGGAAAGAUCAAAGCCGAGGGACAAAUAUAUGGGAAGCGAAAACUCAAGGACGGACUGGAAGAUGUGGCUGCAGCAAAGGUUGAUACCAGUUCCUUGUCAUUGCCCAAUCCAAUGGAAACUAAGCCUGUGUUUAUUCCUGAAGCAACAGAAAAGGGAAAAUCAGUGAAACUUUCUAAGCGUAAGCUUAAGAAACCGUCCAAGAAGGUUAAAGUUUCUAAAGGCUGCUUUCAAGACAAUGGGAUGGAUGUGAUGAAACAGAUGCCUAGUGUGACUACCACUGGAGAUGGCCCAAACGGUAAGAGAAUUGAAGGGUUUUUAUACAGGUAUACAAAAAGUCAAGUAAGCAUAGUAUGUGUUUGCCAUGGCAGCUCUCUCUCUCCAGCCGAAUUCGUCAAGCAUGCCGGUGGAAAGGAUGUCAAACACCCACUGAAGCACAUCACUGUCUUCCCCAGCUUCUAGUCCUUUUAUAUAGUUACUGGCGGUGGCUUUUGUCACCCCUUUUGAAAUGUUUCCAAAUGAACAACCUGAACUGAGUGAUAAUCUUUUAUGUGUUGCUUGUCUUUUGUCCUCUUUAGUUUGGUUAAAGGAAUCUUUUAAGUCCUUAUAAAAUCGAACCUAAUCUUUCUGUUUU
Molecule: messenger RNA, 1377 nt
Organism: Juglans microcarpa x Juglans regia
Lineage: Eukaryota; Viridiplantae; Streptophyta; Magnoliopsida; Fagales; Juglandaceae
Product: ninja-family protein AFP3-like
Exons: 3
Coding region: 213-1205 (330 amino acids)
Biological process (GO): signal transduction; negative regulation of DNA-templated transcription; response to abscisic acid
Cellular component (GO): nucleus
Source: RefSeq, a predicted model, not a curated record